UUAUGACAUAUUUUUUUUGUUAGAUAAGUAGAUGACGAUUGACACGUCAUUUUUAGGUUAUGGAAUGGGGUGUAAUGUUUAUUUUGAGGAAUUAGUAAAAUAAACAAUAAUAUCUGGGUGAAAAUGUUCAAGAAACUGAAGGAGAAAAUCACUGAAGAAGUGAAGAUUUCACCGCAACGCUUUGCCGAGUUCACUCAAUCAGUUAGCGAUAGACUACAAAAUAGUACAAAUUCAGAUGACAACUUUUUUUCAAUAGGAGAAGAUGACAGUGCUAACAAUUCAGCUACAGUAGCCAGUAGUAAUGAUCAUGGGUUUUCUAGUGUUACUUUAGUCUCUCCCACACAAGAAUCUAAGACCAGAAGGAAUUCAACUUCUUCUAUUGCAAGCGACGUUUCUUUUUUACCUAGAUAUGACCCUGGCAGCACCUACCACUUACAGUCUGAUCUUGAUAUUUCUGCUAGUGAAGUAGAGGAUAAUGCUUCUACUGCUUCCUCUCAACUUGGGCAUCUCAGCAAGGAACAGAUAUACUCAGCUUUCCAGAAGUCCCAAAUGCGUUAUCACAAGUAUAGGGGGCGCUACACUGACUUGAGUAGGCAUUACAAGGAUCUAGAAAGGGAAAAUUCCAAAAUGAAGGCAGUUCUUGUAGAAACUCAGGACAAGGCAAUUAGAAGAGUAACAGAAUUGAAAGAGCAGUGUAAUUUAGAGCAAAGGGCUAAAGCACACCUUGAAGCUGCUAUGAGGGAUGAUAUUGACGAAAAAGAAUAUAAAAUUAAAACUUUACAGACCAAAGUAGAAUUGUUGCAAAAUGAGGGGAAAUCCAGUUCUUUAACUGUAGUUGAAUCUCAAGAAAACAGUACAGAUAAUUUAGAAAAUUUAACCAGCUAUUUAAACGAUGCUAGAAAGGAAAUAGAAAGCCUCAACGCCAAAAUUCAAGAAAUGAAAGCUAGUUCGAUUGUUUUUCAAAGUAAAGAACAAGAAUACAAAACGAGGAUAACGAACUUAGAAAAAGAGAUCACCCAAUUUUCCGAUAGAGAAAAAGAAAAUAACUUGAAAUUAGCACAGAGUAAAAUGGAUCUGCACAACGAAAUUCUGAGCAAAGACAUGGAUCUCUCAAACUUGAAGAAGGAAAAUGAAGUACUAAAACAAAAUUUAGAAACAUUACAAACUGAAAGCAAAACCAAUGCCAACGUGAAGCUAGAGAAUUUGCAGAGUCAGAAUAAGAAGCUGAUAGAAAAAGUAGAAGCGUUAACACAAAAAUCGAAUACACAAGAAAGCGAUUUAUUGAAGAUAGAAAUAUAUAAAAUGGAAAUACAAGAUUUGAAACAGAACGAGGCUUUCUUGCAAAACGAGUUGGCUACCCUUGAAAGGGUCAAUUCAGCAGCUAACACGAAUUUAGAACAUGCGCGAAAAAUGAAUGAGGAGUUGACCAGAGCAAACGCAGAGCUGAUAGAGAAAUUAUCAAGGGAAAAAACCCAGUUUGAAACUCAAAUAUCACAGCUUCGCGAAGACGCUAAGAAGGGUUUACUUUCUUUGGAGCCUAAAAUAAAAGAAAAACUCCAAAAAGAAUACCAUGAAAAAGAGGAAGACCUCAAACAAGAAUUCACGAAAAAAAUAGAGGAGUUGUCGACAAGCAGCAAUAACGUGAAGGAGUUGCAGCUAAAGAUUCUACAAAAAGAUGACGAUAUUAAAAAAAUGCAUGAUGAGUUAGCAACUAUCAAGAGUGAAUUGACUAAAAGAGUUGACGACUACAAUAAUCUUGAAAAGAAUCAUCUGGAGCUGAUUGAAGAUACCACAAAACUACGCAAUGCAAUUGCUAACUUUGAAAAAGAUAAACAAAUUCUCGAUACGUAUGAAGAAAAAACCACCCGUCUAGAAUCACAUAUCAAUACUCUACAACAAGAAGCUAGAACUCUAGAAGAUGUUAUGCGACAAAAAGAAGAAGAAAUAGUUAGCUUGAGCAAAGAAAACGCAGAUCUGCAACAAGAAUUACGGAAAACCAGCGAAAAGUCACGAAUCCUUGAAGAAAAAACCGAAGCAAUCGAUCUGGAUUCAACAGAAAACAAACUCCUAGAGUUGAAGCUGCAAAAACUCGAAGAAGAACAAACCAAUCUUCUAUCUGAGUUCGAAUCUGAAAGAAGAAUGUUCAACGACAUGCUCGACAACAACAACGAGCUGCAAGAAAAACAGUUGAACAUCGAAAUCCUCAAAGAAACUUUGAAAAAAUGCCAUGAGGAGAUUGAUCGUUUGAAAAAAUUGUUGGAAGAGCAACAAAUCGAGAAUGUUGAGAUCCAUAAAGCAAAAUUGCAAGACGAGAAGCAUUUGAAGAAGCUAGAAGAGAGGAUAAGGAUAUUUGAAGAAAAAGAUGAAGCUAUCAAUCUAGAUAAGAACGAAUGCGGUCUUCUGGAGUUGAAGCUUCAAAAACUGGAAGCAGAAAACAAAAAGUUGCUGGAUAGCUUUGAGCAAGAAAGAGUAUCGUUUGCUAAAGAUUUGGAAGCCAUCAAAAAUGAUUUAACACCUGUAGUAGAAAAAGGAAUGGAAAGCAUGCAGUUCAACGUUGAUAAUAAUCUGAAACACAAGCUCAAUGAAAUCAAGAGACUUUCAGAAGCAAGGGAGGAAGAAAGUGUUAUCUUGGCCAAGGAAAAUCUAGAGUCGCAAAAAAAGAUUGAUUCUUUGUCAGGAAAAUUGAGGCUUUUGGAGGAAAAACUUGAGACUGCCCAAAUGGAAAGUACAGAAAGCCAACUGUUGAAAUUGAAGGUGCAGAAUUUGGGAGAAGAGAGGGAAAAAAUGUUUAGAGAGUACGAAGUGGAGAAAAAAAUGUACGAGGGUUUACUAGAAAACCAUAAAGAAAUAAUUGAGAAAAAUAAUGUGAUAUCCCUAUUAGAAGAUGACUUGACAACUCAUAAAGUUAAAGUUGCUCAGCUCCAAUCACAAUUGUCAGAAGAGGAGAAGGAGAAGAUACAUUUAGCAGAGGAAAAACUCAUUCUAGAGAAAGAAAUCGCGAAGUUGCAAGAGAAAAUAAGGAUAUUCGAAGAAAAAGAAGAAAGCUGGAGUAUUAAUACAACUGAGUGUGGACUUUUGGAAUUCAAACUUCAAAAAUUGGAAAUUGAAAAUCAGGAUCUCAUAAAAUCUUUUGAAGUUGAAAGAGCGAAUUUUGAAAAACAGUAUAAGGAGAUUUCUAGAGAUUCACAUAAAGUAUCAGAAAUGCAAGAGGAGAUAUGUAACCUCAAAGUACUUUUAGAUAAAGGUAAAGUGGAGAUUGCCGAACUACAGUUGACGAUAAAACAUCACGAAGAUCGGUACCAAGAAGCUGAAGCAGAAUAUUCAGCAAAAACUACAGAGCUGAAAGCCAAAUUGAAGAUCACAAAUGAAGAAUUACGUAAAUUAAGAGAAUCCUCAUCUGAAAUGAAUAAAUCGCAUAUUGAUAAAUUGAAUAGCAUCACAUCCGAGAACGAAAAACUCAGAAAAGAAAUAGAAGAAAAAGAUGAAACAGUUUCGGAACUAUCGAAAAACUUGCAAAGCCUAAGCCAAGUCAUCCAAAAACAAACACUUGAAUUCAACAGCCUGCUUGAGAGAACGCAACAACUCGAAACGGUAUUGGAAAAAAUGAGAAGUGAUAGUACAGAGGCGAUCAAGAAAGAGAAAGAACACCAAAACGAGUUAACAUUAAAAAUACAAGAACUCCAAAAAGAACAAGACCAAAAAACCGAGGAAUUCGUAAAUUUGAAUAAAAAAGUAACGGAACUAGAAAUUCUAUAUUCUGAAGAGAAGAAGAACUAUCAAUCGAAAAUGCAGGAAACAGAAAGCCUACAGAAAAAAUUGGCCGAGCUCCAGGCGUUAGAAGACAGUUAUAAAACAAUGGGUGAAGAGCAAGAAGUAGUAUUGGCAGAGCUUGCCAGACUAAAGUCCAUAGAAAACGAAAAAAACAAUCUGGAAACCAAGCUCAAAACGCUCGAGCAAGACUCUAAGCAAUGUUCCAUGCAACUGAAAGUGGGAGAACAAGAAAACAGAAUCCUUCAAGAAGAAAAAGACGUUUUGCUAGGCGAAAUCGAAGACUUGAGAAGCAGGAUAGUGGAAUUAGGCAAAGAACACCAUAACCUCAAAUCAGAACUUUCUCAAAAAGGUACCUCAGACUUAAAAUCGCGUCAGCUUCAAAGUGAAAAUGAAGCUUUAGCGUUAGAAAACGAGAAAAAUAAACAGGAGAUCGACGAGCUGAACAUCAGGAUUCAGCAAGUUUCAGCAGAUAACAGACACCACACUGAAAGGAACCAAAGCUUGAUGGACGAGACAGAGAGAUUGAAGAUUCAACUGGAGCUUUUGGAGAACGAGAAGAGUCAGUUCGAUAUCGCCAAAGACAAGUUGAAUGAGGAGAAGGCUGCGUUGAGUAACAGCUUUGAAGAAGUAAAACAAAAGUUAGACCAAGUCGAGAAACACAAUGAAUCCUUAACAAGAGAUCAUAACACAGCUUCAAAUAAUGGCAUCGAAAUCGCCCAAAUUCAAAAAGACUUCUUCGACAUCAAAACAAAAUGUGACGAACUUUUCAUUGAAAACAAGAACCUCAAAGCCGAGUACGGCAAGCUCGAAGAAAAGUGCAAUAAUUUCGGUAAAAUCAAGAGCAACUUGGAAGGUCAAAUAACCGAAUUGGAGUCGCACUAUAACGAGAUACUGCACGAAAAGCAGCUGCUGCAAGACGAAAUAGAAGAGCUGAAAACAUCACCAGUCAACUUCCAGAGCGAUAUGACGAGGCUGGAUAAGUUGGCGACGCUUCAGAAAGAGAAGAGCUUACCACCGGAAAAUGGAGAUCGCCAUCUCCGAGAAAUCGAAAUCCUGCGCGACAAACUGACCAAAUACAAGUCCCUGGACCUGACCAACAAAAGCUCCAUCGAAUUCUACGAGAACGAGCUGCAAAAGACGAAAAACGCCAACGACAAGCUGAGCAGAAAGCUGGACGAGACGUUGGUCACGUUGAACCACUGCGCCGAAUUGUCCACGUCCACCGAGGUGGAAUAUUUGCGCAACGUCCUGUACAAUUACAUGUUGGGCAAGGAGAGCAUGGUGCUGGCCAGAGUGAUAGCGGCCGUGUGCAAGUUCGAUGCCCAGCAAACAGAGACGAUUUUGCAGAAGGAGCAACAGAAGCAGACCUUGCUGGGGCAACUGGGUCUCAUGUAACACACAGAUCAGUCUUAGGGACUUUAAGCAGCCGAUUCCAAGCCUAGCAGAAUACUGCCCGAUUUAACUACGUCACUAACCUGUUGACGCUCUGAGUGUGGGAGCAGGGAUGCGCAUUUAUCGAGAGGUUGUUUUGAAUGUGUAUGUACAGGGUGUGUCAUGGAGAGCGUGAAGAACGAUUUCGAAUUCCAAAUUGAAGUGUUCUUUUUGAUGUUAUUAUUUGGGUGUGACAUACCUUGUAUUUAUUUUUGCAGACAUGACAUUCCGAGACUAUUUUAAGAUACUCCAAGUAUUAUAUAAAUGUUUUUUUUAUGAAUUGUACCUGUGUUGUCAGUCUUUGGAAUAAAUUAUAACUUUUAUCCUUGAUUAUCGUCCAGAAAUUUUAUUAAUAAUGCACUGAGUGAAUGUAAAUAUUUGUUAUAUGAAAUAAUUAUUAUAAAAUAUGUAUAUUGUUA
Molecule: messenger RNA, 5621 nt
Organism: Phaedon cochleariae (mustard beetle)
Lineage: Eukaryota; Metazoa; Arthropoda; Insecta; Coleoptera; Chrysomelidae
Source: the annotation of a GenBank genome assembly